GAUCCUAGAUUUCUACCCAUCAUUCCAAUUCCAAAACCAAUCAACUUUUACUUAAACAGUAGUAAUACUAAUGAUUGUUGAAAUCCUAUUCAAAAUCAAAAUCAAAGAACUUUCAAGAAAUAACUAUAGUGGCAUGAGCUUUGAUUGGUGUAAAAUUAUAAAUCAACACCAAUAACUUCAAAACUCAAAUUGAAAUUUGCUUUCUCGUUCUUACCAUUCAAAAACGAGUUCUAGCUUCCCCCUCUUUGUUGUAACGUUUACUUGGUCGAAACAUGCUUGCAAACCGGUUCACUGAACCGGUCCAAACUCAAACCAAGAAUUAAUCGGCGUUGUUAGUAGUGAAGACUGAAGAGGUUCCAGGUAAUACUGUAACCACCAUUGAUUUAGAUUUAACAUAUAAUCUACGGCUACAAAUGCUCCCUGAUGGUGGAGCCUUUAACUAAGGUUGUGUUAAAUCCGGUUCAGAGAAUUAUAGAAGAAAAAUUUAUUAGUCUAUUGCGUUCAUGUAAAUCCUGCGAACGUCUCUACCAGAUUCAAGCCCAAAUAGUUACCCAUGGACUCCAACACAACGAUUUCGUCGCGCCGAGUUUCAUCGCAACGUGUUCACGACUCGGACGAAUGCAACAUGCACGAAAACUGUUUGAUCAAAUUCCCGAACCAAAUACUGCUACUUGGAACGUUAUGUUCCGUGGUUACUCCCAAAACGAACUUCACCGUGACGCUGUUGUUUUGUUCGGGAAACUGAACCGUGCUGUGGCGAUGCCGAAUUGUUUCACGUUUCCGAUGAUCAUUAAGUCGUGUGCGAAGUCGAAAGGUUUUGUAGAAGGUGAAGAGGUUCAUUGUUGUGCUGCAAAGCGAGGGUUUAAGUUGAAUUCGUUUGUGGCUACUUCGUUGAUUGAUAUGUACUCGAUGAAGGGGUGUAUUGAAGAUGCUUAUAAAGUGUUUGGUGAAAUGCGUGAUAGGAAUGUUGUUGUUUGGACUGCUAUUAUAAAUGGUUAUAUAUCUUGUGGUGAUGUGGCUUCUGGGAGAAGACUUUUUGAUUUAGCGCCUGAGCGGGAUGUUGUAAUGUGGAGCGUUUUAAUUUCAGGUUACAUUGAAAUGAAGAAUAUGGUUGUUGCAAGAGAGCUUUUUGAUAAGAUGCCGAACCGGGAUACGAUGUCGUGGAAUGCUAUGUUGAACGGUUAUGCUGCUAAUAGGGAUGUUGAGUUGUUUGAGAAAAUGUUUGAUGAAAUGCCGGAAAGGAAUGUAUAUUCUUGGAAUGGACUAAUUGGUGGUUAUGUAAAAAAUGAUCUUUUUUCGGCUGCUUUGGAGUCGUUUAAACGGAUGUUGGUUGAGGGUCAUGUGGUGCCUAAUGAUUUCACGCUUGUGGCUGUGUUAUCUGCGUGUUCGAGAUUGGGAGCACUUGAUAUGGGGAAGUGGGUGCAUGUGUAUGCAGAGAGUAUUGGGUAUAAAGGAAACUUGUUUGUUGGGAAUGCUUUGAUUGAUAUGUAUGCAAAAUGUGGUGUUAUUGAAAACGCGGUUGCUGUAUUUAACUGUUUGGAUAGAAAAGAUAUAAUCAGUUGGAACACUAUCGUUAAUGGACUAGCCAUACAUGGACACGCACCCGACGCGUUGAGUAUGUUUGAUAGAAUGAAGAGUGAGGGAGAAGAACCGGAUGGGGUUACUUUUGUUGGGAUAUUGUUUGCUUGUACUCAUAUGGGUUUGGUUAAAGAUGGUUUUUUGUAUUUCAAAUCAAUGGUUGAUGAUUAUUCAACUGUACCUCAAAUUGAGCAUUAUGGAUGCAUGGUUGAUUUGCUUGGAAGAGCUGGUCUUUUAGACAAAGCAUUGAGUUUUAUAAGAAAUAUGCCAAUGGAACCUGACGCGGUUAUUUGGGCUGCAUUACUAGGAGCAUGUAGGAUAUACAAGAAUGUUGAGAUAGCUGAGCUGGCUCUGCAGAGGCUCAUUGAACUUGAACCAAAAAACCCUGCAAAUUUCGUCAUGCUUUCGAACAUAUAUAAAGAUUUGGGGAAAUGGGAAGAUGUUGCCAGAUUGAAGGUUGCAAUGAGAGAUACUGGGUUUAGAAAAUUGCCAGGAUGUAGUGUUAUUGAGUGUAAUGAUAGUGUGGUGGAAUUUUAUUCAUUAGAUGAGAGGCAUUCAGAGACAGAAAGUAUAUAUAGGGUAUUGAAGGGAUUGACAGUGUUGUUGAGAUCACAUGGAUAUGUUCCAAAUCUCACGGAUGUUGCUCAGGGAAUCUGAAUGAUAGGUUAUGUAUUAUGAGUGAGUAGGUGUUAUCAAUUUUUUUCUUGUUGCUAAACCGAAUAUCUUCUACGCACAACUGCAGACCGCAGAUACCAUAAUGGAUGACAAACAAAGUUCUCCUCCAAGAAUUUUAGCUUUGCUGCAUUUUUGAGGUUGAAUUCGAACUCAUGGUGAUCUCUAGUGAAGAUGGCAGAGACUCAGAUUAUUUCAUCAAAGUGCUUUUGGAUUGAAUAGUCAAUUUUUUUUAUGAAGUGCCUCUUAUAGUCCCAGUUCUUUAAAUUAUGGGAGUUGUUUUAAAAAUCAGCUUUAUGGCCUUUGAAGUGGUGAAAAUAAUGCAUGCAAAAUCAUUAUGAAAAUCUUUUGUUGUAAAAAUGUGUUGUAGUAUAUGUAAAAAUUACUUUACAUUAUGUCAUACAUCAAAAGUAGUUAUAUCA
This is a messenger RNA of Lathyrus oleraceus (garden pea), 2672 nucleotides long. RefSeq names its product pentatricopeptide repeat-containing protein At1g08070, chloroplastic. Gene Ontology annotation, molecular function: protein binding; RNA binding. NCBI's taxonomy places the organism in Eukaryota, Viridiplantae, Streptophyta, Magnoliopsida, Fabales, Fabaceae. Bases 424 to 2235 code for a protein of 603 amino acids. The record is from RefSeq and is a predicted model, not a curated record. Gene Ontology annotation, biological process: RNA modification. The transcript has a single exon.